CGGCCGGAGGGGGUGCGGUCCGGAUUAUGUCACCUCUUCCCUCUGAGCCCCGCCCCCCAGGGCCACACGCGUUGGUGGGUCGCCCUAGGAGGUGCGGGCGGGAUUUUCCCCACAGCAGAGACCCCCUGGGCACCCCUGCGGAUGGCCUGUGGUGCUGUGCGCUGUGGGCUGCUGGUGAAUGGCGACCCCCACCCCCAGUGGAGGCUCGUGUGUGCACGCGUGUGUGAGCUCUGGGUAUGUGUGGGGGUGAGCUGUCGGCCCCCUCAGUCCUGAAACAUGGGCUUCAACAGAGCCAGGAUAGUGUCCAUGCCUCCAAGGGAAGGUGGAUCUCCCCUCACACAUCCCAACCAAGAAGUUCUGGAGAUCUCUGUACCCCCAGAGCCGUACAGUGCCCCUGGAUCCCUUUCCUCCCUCAGUCCUUCCUGGAAGCCCUUCCUGGUUUCUCUGCCUGUGUUCAUUACCUAUUUGCAUUGCUCAUAACUAGCGUUCCCAUAGGCAUUCACCCUGCAUUUUCUUGGUGCCAGGGCCCAGAAACCCUGAGGACUCUUUCAUUUUUGUCCUGGGGUGUCCUGAGCUAAGUGCUCCAAGACCCCUGAGAUAUAUCAGGGAUGCUGUAUUGACAGCAUUUGGACUGAUUCUACAAGGCUAUAGGAUGAGCACAGAGAGCUGAGGUUGUAUGUGGAGUGGAGAGGAGCUCAGGUCAAGGAAGAUAAAGGAUGGGCAUCAGGAGGGACCUUGGGAACACUGCUGCAAGCUCUGCUUGAUUCUGGGGACCAAGAGGAGUAUCAAGCAAUUUGCCCUUAAUACAUUUGCUUCUUAAAAUUCCUGCAAGGUAAAUGUGAGAAUCUGAGGUGAAACAACCUACAUUUGGUUCCACUCCAAUCAGUCGAGCUGUGAUUUACACUUGGAGCUGAUGGAGCCAGAACUCCAUCUUCUGCACUUGACCUAGCUCAUGGAAGGAUUUGGGCAGAGUAAGAACAUGAAUGGCUUUGCCCUUUAGAAAGAGUCUCUUGGCUGCAGCUCAAGAAGGGGGUGCAGAAGAAGGGCCACUGAGAAGACUCAGCAAAGGUGCUGGCAGGAGAUGCUGCUGAGAUCUUUAGGGGGUGGACUGAGUUGGACUUGGGGGCCUCUGGGACUUCAAGUGUUCUAGCUUUGGGGGAAUACAGGUGGUGAGGAGCGAGGUGGUUUCUAUGGAUUGGAGGGACUUUCAUGUGUAACCCGUAGGUCCCUCUGUGACCACUUAAACUGUAAUGUCACACGCAUUGAGUAUUAAUAAGCCAGAGAUAGAGGCAGAGUGUGGAAACAAGGCUGUCGUGGUUCGAUGACAUGGUUUGAUGCCAUGAAGCUUUCUUUUCAGAUCGCACUGUUACCUGGGCCAGUGUAAGACCCUGACCCACAAAGGAAGCACAACCCUUCCUCUCAGCUUAAUUCCUUCUUAGCAGUAAAAAAUAUCCCAACUCCUUGUCCUUCCAGCUCCCUGUCAGGUUUUUGAGGAAAGUACCAGCAGCAGUCUAAUCUUGGGAGAGGCAAGGGGGGCAGGGAACACUUGCAAGAGGUUGACCAUGACAGAGUAGAAUUAUGGCAAGAAGCUCUUUGGGCUCCAGAGAGAGCUUCUGUAGAAUGACAAUCAAGGAUUCCCCAGGUACAGCACAAGGAAAGAAGGUUCAGGACAGUGUCAUUUCUAUCCAGAGCUCUGGGCAUGUGAACCUAGUGGGAAAUAACACACAGGCUAGAGAAAGAGUGGGGCAGAUUAGCAUAUGACCAACUCAAAUUUAUGGUCAGAUUAUUUUUUCCUGGAUCUCAAAGAAGGUGGUUUUGCAUGUUUGUGCUGUAUCUUACGGUUUAGAAAGUACCUUCCCAAGCCUUAGCCCUGUCACUCACAAUCAACAUUAUCAUGUCUGAGAUUUCUUCUUAUUCAUUCCUGGCUUCUGAUGCAGCCCCCUUGCUAGCUACCCUGCCUAGAUCUUUAAUUUUACUAGUGGUGCCUUUCUUUGGCAUAUCAGCACACUCAAGUUUCUAUCAUAUUUGAUUUUAAAAUUAAAAAAGAAAACAAACAUUGAGAUUUCAAACCUCCUUAAAUGAUGGUGUUCUCUGGCCUCUGUUAGCAGGGAAUUCUGCCAUUUCAUCUCUCUGCACCCCUCCACCCCUGUGGUCUGCUUUUCCCUUGUACUACUUUUCUGAAACCAUUCUUACACACACACACACCAGUGAUAUCUUCAACUGCCAAAUCCAGGGCACACUCUGUAAUCCCAAUUUUUACCUGGCCCUUUUCUUUUUAACCCUGAGAGCUGCCCCCACAUCCCACAUUUUGUUUUUCUUUCUUUUUUGAGAUGGAGUCUCGAUAUGUCACCAAAACUAAGACUGGUAUUAAACUCCUGGGCUCAAGUGAUCCUCUUGAGUAGCUGCGACUGUAGGUGUACACCACUGCAUCUAGCUUGCCCCCACGUUCUUGAGUCCCCCCUCCGUCUUGGUCUUCAGGGCCCAGCUUCUCCUAGAUGCCUUCUAUCUCCCACACUGUCACCCAGACUUAUGGGGCUCUUCUGCCUUAGUUGGAGGCUGGGCCCACCCACACCACCCUUGUAUGCUGAAGAUUCGAGUCUUUCACUCCACUCAGUGCAUGAGAAUUAUUUCUCUGGUCUUCUCAAAAAGACCUAUUUCAGGGCCAGGGUUGUGGCUCAGUGGUAAAGCACGCGCCUAGCUCAGGUGAAGCACUGGGUUCAAUCCUCAGCACCACUUAAAAAUAAAAUAAAUAAUAAAUGUAUUGUGUUCACCUACAACUAUAUAUAUAUAUAUAUACACACACACACACACACACACACACACACACACACUUUUUAAAAUUUAUUUUUAAGACCUAGUUCUCUCAAGCAAUUUCCCCAUUAUGUUAAGGGUGUCCCACCCACCCUUAUGCUUCAGCUCAGACUCUUCCCUUGUUUUUACCCCCCCUGGUGCCCCAACCCAGACAUUUCCCUUGUCCCUACUACCUGAAACCCAGCUGUAUGAGGCUUUGCCAGUUUCUCCUCUCCAAACCCUGCCUAGGCCUCCCCACUGGUUUCAAGCUUCAGGCCAUUCAGCAACCAUCCUCCCAAUUCUAGCUGCUCUCUAUACUUCACUGAGGGAUGUUGAGAGAAGGGGGCCAUGUUUAGGGUAGGAGGGGUUUCAAAGCCAAGGAGUAGCAGCCAGGAUGGAGUAUGCUGGGGAGUGGAGGCAGAUACUAGGGUGAGGCAACAGAGGCCUCACUCUCAGGGUUGUGGGUGUACCUGCACGUCCUGCACUUCACUUGUGCCCUAUGUGCCUCUCUUGCCCAGCUUAGUGCCACUGCUGGUUAUGGGGAUAGACUUGCAGAAGGGAUGAGGGUGGUGAAAAUUUGCUGUUUUCCACACCUGUGGGGAAAGACUGAGAGAAUGGAAUGCUACAUUCCAUUUAAUAGACCAGUUUGGCGGUGAACUUACCCACCAUCUAAGGCUGAUAUGGCCUGAAGAUCCUGAAGAGCAAGGGUUUUACCAGGCUUCCUUGUUUGGGGGCCUGAGGGGACAAUACAACAUUAACACUGGACAUCAUUAGAAGACAGUCUACAGAACACUCAAAGGGAGGUUGGAUUCCUUCACUUAAUAGAGAAGGAGGGCUUCCUGCCCAGUUUCUGGUGGAACCUGGGUGGGGGCAGGAGGUUUAAAGGCCUGAAAGGCACUAGAGUUUGAGCCAUCUUGAGCCAUCUAGCCAGCUGCUAGCACCCUAGUGCCCCUGUCCAGCUGGAUUAUGUAGAUCUCUGUGACAGGUGUUCCCAGGUGCAGACUUGAGACAAAGGAACCAGGAAAUCAGGCCUGCCUGAGCUCAGGUAAUCCGAGGCCCUGCUCCCCCUCUUUCUGCAGGCCUGCCUUGGGGGAGGGGGCGCACAUCCACAGAAUUGACUUCAUGGUGAACUGAACAGGAUCAAAGUCCACAGGGAGCGGGGGAGGGGGCAAUCCAGGAAAUCUUCCUGGUGGCAGUGCAUUCUUGGCAGGGUUCAGCAGGUGCAGGAUCCUCUGGAGCACCGUGGAGUGCAAAGGCCGCCCCCCACCCCACCUGUGGGAGAUGUAGGCCCCGAGGUAGGCUCGGCCAGCGCCAGAAGCCGGCAGCACUGCCUUCCAGUCCUGGCCUCUGUCAGCCUGGGGGCCUCUGUGUAGUACUGACGUCGGGGAGGGGGUCCCUCUCGGGCCAGGCCCUCUGCAGACGAAUUGGGAAGACCUCCCUUGCCACCUGCUGCAGCUUCGGCCUGCAUUCCGUCAGUCCAGUCUGCGUGCCCAUGGCACCGCCCUCCCGCGACACCCGCGCAUGCUGCAGGGGCAGCUCCGCCCACCCAACCUGGUGACCGGGUUCCUUCCCGUGCACGUAGCCUCGGGGCACCUGCCGAGCGGCAGCUCCGCGAGUGCCCUCCUGGCUUAGUCAUGGCGAAGCUCGAGACACUGCCCGUGCGUGCUGACCCAGGGCGGGAUCCCCUCCUGGCCUUUGCCCCACGGCCCUCUGAGCUUGGACCCCCAGACCCCCGCCUGGCCAUGGGCAGUGUGGGCAGUGGGGUGGCCCAUGCCCAAGAGUUCGCCAUGAAGAGCGUGGGCACCCGCACAGGGGGUGGGGGCAACCAGGGCAGUUUCCCAGGCCCCCGAGGCAGUGGCAGUGGGACCAGCAGGGAGAGGCCAGGCCGAUACCCCUCAGAGGACAAGGCUCUCGCCAACUCCCUCUACCUCAACGGCGAGCUGCGGGGCAGUGACCACACAGAUGUCUGCGGCAAUGUGGUGGGUAGCAGCGGUGGCAGCAGCAGCAGCGGUGGCAGUGACAAGGCUCCACCACAGUAUCGUGAGCCCAGCCACCCACCCAAGCUCCUGGCCACCUCUGGCAAGCUAGACCAGUGCUCAGAACCACUAGUUCGGCCAUCAGCCUUCAAGCCUGUUGUACCCAAGAAUUUCCAUUCCAUGCAGAACUUGUGUCCCCCGCAGACCAAUGGGACCCCUGAGGGACGACAGGGCCCUGGUGGCCUCAAGGGUGGACUAGAAAAGUCUCGGACCAUGACCCCAGCAGGUGGAAGUGGGGGCGGCCUCUCAGACUCAGGCCGGAACUCACUCACAAGCUUGCCCACCUACAGCUCCAGCUACAGCCAGCACCUGGCGCCCCUCAGUGCUUCUACCAGUCACAUCAACCGCAUCGGCACUGCCAGCUAUGGCAGUGGCAGCAGUGGUGGGGGUUCGGGCUACCAGGACCUGGGGACUUCUGACAGUGGGCGGGCCUCCAGCAAGAGUGGGUCAUCAUCAUCCAUGGGGCGGCCAAGCCACCUGGGAUCUGGGGAGGGUGGAGGUGGAGGCCUGCCAUUUGCAGCCUGCUCACCACCCUCGCCCAGUGCACUGAUCCAGGAGCUGGAGGAGCGGCUAUGGGAGAAGGAGCAGGAGGUGGCAGCUCUGCGGCGCAGUCUGGAGCAGAGCGAGGCAGCUGUGGCCCAGGUGCUGGAGGAACGGCAGAAGGCAUGGGAGCGAGAGCUAGCGGAGCUGCGGCAGGGCUGUAGCGGGAAGCUGCAGCAGGUGGCCCGCCGUGCCCAGCGAGCCCAGCAGGGACUACAGCUGCAGGUGCUGCGGCUGCAGCAGGACAAGAAGCAACUUCAGGAAGAGGCGGCCCGGCUGAUGCGGCAGCGGGAAGAGCUAGAGGACAAGGUGGCCGCCUGCCAGAAGGAGCAGGCCGACUUCCUGCCCCGGAUGGAGGAAACUAAGUGGGAGGUGUGCCAGAAGGCCGGGGAGAUUUCCCUUCUGAAGCAGCAGCUGAAGGACUCGCAGGCUGAUGUAUCCCAGAAGCUGAGUGAGAUUGUGGGUCUGCGCUCACAGCUGCGGGAGGGCCGGGCCUCACUGCGGGAGAAGGAGGAGCAGCUGCUCAGCCUGAGGGACUCCUUUGGCAGCAAACAGGCCAGCCUGGAGUUGGGUGAAGGUGAGCUGCCUGCCACCUGCCUCAAGCCUGCACUGACCCCCGUGGACCCUGCCGAACCACAGGAGGCACUGGCCACCUGCGAAAGUGAUGAGGCCAAGAUGCGCCGUCAGGCUGGGGUGGCAGCUGCUGCCUCCUUAGUUUCCAUGGACGGGGAGGUGGAUGCUGGAGGGGAGAAUGGGACACGGGCCCUAAGGCGGGAGGUGGGGCGGCUGCAGGCUGAGCUGGCAGCAGAGCGGAGAGCCCGGGAGCGCCAGGGUGCCAGCUUUGCAGAGGAGCGCCGCGUUUGGCUGGAGGAGAAAGAGAAGGUCAUUGAGUAUCAGAAGCAGCUGCAGUUGAGUUAUGUGGAGAUGUACCAGCGCAACCAGCAGCUGGAGCGGAGGCUUCGGGAGCGUGGGGCAGCAGGGGGUGCAAGCACUCCUACCCCGCAACAUGGUGAGGAGAAGAAGGCCUGGACCCCUUCCCGCCUUGAACGCAUUGAGUCCACAGAAAUCUGAUCCUCCACCUGGGCACGUGGCCUUCUGACAAGUGCCCUGUCUCAAGGCCAGAGUCCCCAGCCUCCCCUCCCUUCCAUUUCCCUUCCCAAUGUGCCCCAUGUCCCCAGACCAAAGAGGUUCUUAGAGCAGCUGUGACAAGGCUCCUCCCUGCCCCCUCACGCCCUCCCAGUUCCAGUACUGCCCCUGUGGGUAGUCACUCGGACCCUCCUCUCAAGGAGAGAAUGGGGAAAGGGCAGAGUGCAUAGGGAUGAGAGCCCAGGCAGCAGGGAGCAUGCCCCCUUUCUGGGCAGCCCCUUGUUGGAGAUGGAGGCAGCAGGCCUGCAGUGCCAUAAGAUGCCCCAGACCCUCAGGGAGUCUGGGCUGCUGUUGUUGGCCACUUGUGUCUAGUGAUGCUUUCUGUGCUCACUUCCUAGGCCGUGGAGCCUGAAGGGGCCUGCACGGGUCUGCCAAGGCCGACAGACCCUGGGCUCCUGGCCUCUCUCCUUCCUGUGGUGUUAUCCCUCCCUGGGCAGAUUGGCAGGACAAGUAGGAGCAGAUGGCCUGCCUGUGUGGUUGAGAGGGCUACCUGCCCAGCCCCUCCCCCGUAAGGUCUCUUGGGUUCAGGCCUCAGAACCUGGCCUGGCCCUGAGUGUGUAUUCCUCUGUGUGUGUUGGGCUGGAAGCUCAGUGUCCAAGGGAGAUCUUCCCUCAUGUUCUUGCGAAGGGUCAUCUGGAGGUUUCUACCUUCACCCUUCUGGCCAGGAUCCUGCAGGGCAAGAGCCCCAGAUGCUUGGCUUACCCCACACCCAGGGCCACUGUCGGCUCUAACUACAGCUAUUAAGUGCUACCUGCCUCUCAGGCACUCCCCUUGCCCAGCUUCUGAGGUCAGAUGAGUGUCUGUGAUGUCUUCCUGUGUCUUCCCUCACUCACUUCCCCCAGUUUCCUGCUUUCAUGCUCAGAACAUCAUCUUCCCAGGCUGCCUCUUCCCCAGAGUCUCACUUUUCUUCUAGUAGAAAAUUCUGCUUGAUCUUUGGUGCACUGCCCACUUCCCAGCUCCACUGGCCCAAGUCUGAGCCUGAGGCCCUUGUUUUGGGGUGCCAGGAGGGUUGGAUGCAAUUGCACUUGAAGAACAAGGCUGACCUAAGAGGAACACAAACCUCUUGGUUCCUUGUCAAGCUCUGAGUUGGCUCAGCAUUUGCCCAGGGAGGCCUGGCAUGGCCAUCAGUAGGAGUUGGGACAGCCAAUGUCAUUUCCUUCUCUGGUGGCUCUCUCAGAAUCUAACUCCCCAAGAUAGGAAGGGAACUUGUAAUUUCCCUUCUAAGAAAGCAAAUUUCUAAUUCACCAGCAAUAAAAAUCAGAGGAGGCUUGGCCCUCAGCCCUUGUAUUUCUCUCUUUCAUUCUUCUACCCCCAAGAGUUUGGGGGCAGGGUGGAGAGAGCUGGCAACUACUGUGAGCAAGUCCCCCAGUCCCUGACCAGCCUCCUCCCAUGACUGGUGACUGUUUAAUGAGCUGUGCAUCCCCCACAAAAACAGGAGUGCCCUUCUAUGUGGCCUCUAACCCUCUGCACAGCCUCUUCUGGAUGGUCCUCACCAGCUCUCUAAGCUACAUGUGAGGCCACCCUGGCAACCACUGCCCAUCCCACUCACCUCUCACUGUACCUGCCCCAGAACCUGGGCCUGGGCCACAGGGGCUGGGAAAAGAGAAGGCAUUAGUAGGGGGAAAAUAAAUAAAUAAAUAAGUAUGUAUGUGUGUGUGUGUGUGUAUAUAUAUAUAUAUAUAUAUAUAUAUAUAUAUACAUAUAUAUACAUAUACACACACACACAUACACACACACAUGUAUGUAUCUCAGACUCAGCUUUGGGAUGUCCAACCACAAAAUAAAUUAUAUAUAAAUAUAUAUAAAUAUAUAUCUCUACCAUAUGUGAUGGAAAGACUUUUGUUUUCCUUUCCCAAAGAAAUAAAAUGGAGAAAGCCUCUUGAAUGGCA
Molecule: messenger RNA, 8401 nt
Organism: Marmota monax (woodchuck)
Lineage: Eukaryota; Metazoa; Chordata; Mammalia; Rodentia; Sciuridae
Gene: Lzts3
Product: leucine zipper tumor suppressor family member 3
Exons: 4
Coding region: 4425-6437 (670 amino acids)
Biological process (GO): regulation of dendritic spine morphogenesis
Cellular component (GO): dendritic spine
Source: RefSeq, a predicted model, not a curated record